CAUCAAUUUUCUCCUUUGGAGUAGCCGGCAAAACGCGAGCAGAGAAGAGAAGAGAAGAGAAGAGAAGGGUUCUUUGUCCGUGUUGUAGCUGCUCACAUAGAUUGAAACACAUCAAUUUAAUGGAGGAAGAAAAACAAAGACAAAGAAAUUCACUUGAAAAUCAAAAAAACCCAAAUAAUAAUAAUAAUAAUAAUAACAACAACAACAACAUUAAACACAGCAAAGGAAAGUCGUGCAAGGGUUGUUUAUACUAUUCUUCUUCUCUCAAAUCCAAUUCUCAAACGCCCAUUUGUGUUGGCAUUCCCAGAAAUCUCAAUCAAGUCCCCAGGUACAUUGUGGGAGAAACUGAGUUGGAAGCUUCAAAAGAGGGUCGUACCCUUAAGGAUUUCAAGUAUGGAUGUGUUGGUUACUCGGUUUACUUGGACAAUAAAGAUUUGUCAACUGAAAAAAUGAAUAAAGAAGCUGAAUUGCCAUUCUGUGUUGGGCUUGAGAUAUUGUUGGACAAAAGCCUUUCAACUGCUGAUCAUCUUCCUGCUCAUGUUCGUAAAAAUGAAGAGACUCGUCCUCAUGCUCAACCUCAGCCCCGAAGCUACAAGCCAGCUCUCUUUCCAGAUAAUGAGUACUUUAACAGGUUUAAAAGGAACGCAGGAGUGGUUGCAUCAGGUGUAGCCAAAAACGUGAAUAAGGUGGGCAACUACAUUAAAGAGACAUUGGAAGAUAUUCUGUAUCCUUACAGAAGGAAGUAAAAACUUUGUUUAUCACAAUUAGAAUGCCAUAAACUGUAGUUUCUUAUGUUGAUAAAGAACAUGCAUGGUUGCCUUUAUUCUUCUUUUCAAUGAAUUCUGUAUUUCCUUUUCCUUUC
This is a messenger RNA of Mangifera indica (mango), 862 nucleotides long. RefSeq lists its product as uncharacterized. The transcript is spliced from 5 exons. Lineage: Eukaryota; Viridiplantae; Streptophyta; Magnoliopsida; Sapindales; Anacardiaceae. The coding region runs from base 120 to 746 and encodes 208 amino acids. The record is from RefSeq and is a predicted model, not a curated record.